This is a messenger RNA of Chaetomium globosum CBS 148.51, 1344 nucleotides long. RefSeq lists its product as uncharacterized. The record is from RefSeq and is a predicted model, not a curated record. The coding region runs from base 1 to 1344 and encodes 447 amino acids. The transcript is spliced from 2 exons. NCBI's taxonomy places the organism in Eukaryota, Fungi, Ascomycota, Sordariomycetes, Sordariales, Chaetomiaceae. Gene Ontology annotation, molecular function: zinc ion binding.
AUGCCACCUCCAAAUACCCCAGAGGAAGGGGUGGCAGCGACAACCUUACGGCCAGCUGAUGAUGACAACUUUCGAGCAUCAUCCCCAAGCAGCGCCAUGGCCCAUGCAUCACAAGAAGAUGCAACACCAUUCCAUUCGCCCAUAACCACACCAUGCGGUCACACCUUUUGUGCAGGUUGUAUCAACCGAGCACUGGAGACACAGCCAAGGUGCCCAAUCGAUCGGCAACCGAUCAACAAGACGUGCGACUACGGGCGACUACCCUUAAUUAUCAAGGAGCAGUUGGAUCGCCUCCAAGUCCGAUGCCCAAACAAAGGGUGUGACUACCAGUGCCCCCGUGAGCACCUCGAGGGCCACUAUGAGCGUCGUUGCGAGUACACUCAGGUCCGAUGCCCGGAUUCGACCUGCUCCCGGCUUACCCCACGACGGGACUCGGCGGUGGAAAAUGGGUGCCUCCACAAGGACGCUAUCUGCGAAUUCUGUCAUAAAACGGUAGCCUUCGUGGAAUUGAGCACACACUACAACUUCGAUUGCGAAGGUGCCAUGGCCGAGUGCCCGGAAUGCAAGGAACAGGUUGUGCGCCACUGCCUCGUAAAACAUCGGGCACAAGAUUGUGCGGAGGAGACCACCUCAUGCAAGUGGCAUACUGGGGGCUGCAAGGUGGUCGACAAGCGCCGGAUCGUCCAGGACCAUGAACAAAGUGGAUGCCCUUCUGAGGCCGUGGGUCGUUUGAUACAGCAGCAGGUUGAAGACCGCAAAAUCAUUGACGAGCUGGUCAGACGACUCAAUAAAUUUGAACUUGCCCAGGGCAAGAAUCCCGAGCGGCGGUUCACCCAGCGAGCCCGGGUUGGUAGCUCGAUGGCAAGCUCCUCCCGCAACCCCACAUCCGCCAACGUCCCGGACAUUACUCUCAACAACAACAUGCCUCCCUUGUUCCCAGACUCGACGGACGAUGGCGCAGUGGGAGGAUCGCCAGAGGAUUACCUGCUGGCACAAUUCGAGAGGCUAGAGACCGAAGUGGAGCUCCUCCGGAAGCAGGCUUUGGAGAUGGACGCCCACCGGUCCCACAUCAUUCACCAGCAAGCGACGCACUUUAACGAACACCUCGCAGAAAUUGGCAACAAGGUCGGCGUCGUCAACAUGCACAUGUCCUGGCUCAUGAGCCUGCAGCGUCAGAGCCAUGCGCAACAGCGUGCCGGGUCGACUGCGGGGUCCGCCAACUCUGGGAUGUCUCACGGAAGUGCCACUAGUGGCGCAAGGCCGGGAUCUUCUGGCGAAGGCAGCAGCACGGGGGAGAGCCGGCGAAGUAGUGAGGGGAGGUCGGAGACUCUCCACCGGUUGUGA